This is a messenger RNA of Vicia villosa (hairy vetch), 1326 nucleotides long. RefSeq names its product putative F-box/LRR-repeat protein At3g59230. Bases 1 to 1326 code for a protein of 441 amino acids. NCBI's taxonomy places the organism in Eukaryota, Viridiplantae, Streptophyta, Magnoliopsida, Fabales, Fabaceae. The transcript is spliced from 4 exons. Gene Ontology annotation, molecular function: protein binding. The record is from RefSeq and is a predicted model, not a curated record.
AUGGCGUCGGCGUCUUCUGAAAAUGAGGGCGACGCGUUCAACAAUCUCUUGGACGAUUUGGUAUGUCACAUACUAUCCUUUUUGCCAACAAAAAUGGCUUACAGAACAUCUGUUCUAUCUAAAAGAUGGGCUGUGAUUUGCACCAAGAUCCUCGAUUUUCACUUUAUUUUACCAAAGAUUUCAGACCCUACGUCGUCCCGAGAAAUUCAAUCUGUAUAUGCAAUUUUCUUGAGACGCGAGAAUGAUAUAAGAAAACUAAUGCUCGAGAGUGACAAUGGCUGCCAACAACCUGAUGUAUACCACUGGGUCUUAAAGGCAUUAGAUCUCAAGGUCAAGGAACUACAUUUGGAUUUGAAUCAUGCUCGACCGAGUUUCUUGCCACUCAAGCUUUCUACAUCUGAGUCACUCGUUGUCUUGAAACUGGGAGGGAAUAUUCAACCGAAAUUCAGUUAUUGCUCUAAAGUGUAUUUUCCGAAACUAAAGACUCUUCAUCUUCUAUUUCUUGGUAUCAAGUGUUUCCGGCAUCAAGUUGAGUUUACUCUCUUUCCUUUUCUAUCUGGUUGUCCGCUUCUUGAGGAAUUUCUUUUACACGACGUCCUCGUAAAUCAAUCCAUCAAAAUCUCUUUUCCGUUACUGAAGAGAUUAAUUCUUAUUUUGCGUAAGUCUCUUGAUAUUCCCGGUGACAAAACACUUCAAAUUAAUGUCCCAUCCUCACUUGAAGUUUUCCGUAUUUUUGAUAAUGGUAGUACUCCCAUCAAAUAUGAGUGUAUAGAUUUCUUCAAUGUUGAUGAAGCUACCAUUUACAUCAAUAAGCAUCCAGAUUUUGAUAGUUUGUAUCAACUCUUGAAAGGAAUUUCCAAAGUCAAAUCAUUGUAUCUUGGUAUAGCAACAACUAGGUUUCUCAGCAUGGAGGAUAAUCUCGAGAAGCUAAGCCGUCUUCCCACUUUUUCCAAUCUAUUAUUUUUCGAGGUUCAUAUAUCUGAGAAUUGCGAUUGGAAUAUGCUCGUUAGUUUUCUUCAAAACGCUCCUAAACUUAAGAGUCUUGUCAUUGAGAAAAAUUGUGAGAGUAAAAAGGAUGGAAAAUCGGGUUGGGUUGUACCAGCCGAAAUUCCAACAUGUCUUUCGACGAGUCUUAUUACAUUUGAAUUUAGAGGAAUUCAAGACAUGGAAACUGAGUUGGAGUUUACGCGAUAUAUCAUAAAUGAGUCAAGUAAGUUAGAGAAUGUGAAGAUUUUUGCAACAAAAGGAUUGAAAACAGUAAGAAAAAGUUUACGCAAGGGGUCAAGGAAAUCGCCUGCACUAUUAUUGGAUAUUAAGUCAGUUUGA